AUGUCUCUGGAGGACGCAUUUCUCACAGACCCCGAGGACCUCCGGGGUCCAGUGUUUCCGAACGUGUCCAGAGUGUCUGCGGACUCCUCGGAGCAGCACCGGUACAACAUCUGGCUCCCCGGCAUCGUGAUCGCCGCCGUCUAUGGGAUGAUCAUCAUCGUGGGUCUGGUCGGAAAUGUCACCUUAAUGAAGACGUGUUUGUUGGUGAAGUCAAUGCGGACGGUGCCCAACUUGUUCCUGUCCAGUCUGGCUCUGGGGGACCUGCUGCUGCUGGUGACCUGCGCCCCGGUGGACGCCAGCCGCUACCUGGUGGACGAGUGGCUCUUUGGCCGAGUCGGAUGCAAAUUGAUCCCGUUCAUCCAGCUCACCUCGGUGGGAGUCUCCGUGUUCACCCUCACUGCUCUCUCCGCUGAUCGGUACAAAGCCAUCGUCAAGCCGCUGGACAUCCACAGGUCCAGCAUCUGUUUACGAGUGGGGGUGAUUUGGCUGCUCUCUUUGACUCUGGCGAUUCCUGAAGCUGUCUUCUCUGACCUGCACGCCUUCACCACCAGCCACACCAAUGAGACGUUCAUGACCUGUGCGCCCUACCCUCACGCCAGGAAGCUGCACCCGCAGAUCCACUCCACCGCCUCCUUCCUCAUCUUCUACAUAGUCCCACUCUUCAUCAUAUCUGUCUACUACUGCUUCAUCGCUCGCUGCCUGCUCAGAAGCUCUGUGGAUAUCCCGGCUGAAGGACACCUUCACCUCCAGAAACAGAUCCGGUCCAGGAAGCGAUUGGCCAAAACGGUGCUGGUGUUUGUUGGCUUGUUUGCCGUCUGCUGGCUGCCCAGUCACGUGAUCUACCUGUACCGCUCCUUCAACUACGACCAGGUGGACACGUCGCUGGGCCACUUCAUUGCUAGCGUGUGUGCUCGCAUCUUGGCUUUCACCAACUCCUGUGUGAACCCGUUUGCUCUUUACCUGAUGAGCAAAACCUUCAGCAAACACUUCAACAAGCAACUAUGCUGCACGUCUCCCAGGCGGUUGAACCACCAGAGUAGUGCAAGGACAAACAUAACCACCGUAUGA
This is a messenger RNA of Limanda limanda (common dab), 1068 nucleotides long. RefSeq names its product gastrin-releasing peptide receptor-like. Gene Ontology annotation, biological process: G protein-coupled receptor signaling pathway. Bases 1 to 1068 code for a protein of 355 amino acids. NCBI's taxonomy places the organism in Eukaryota, Metazoa, Chordata, Actinopteri, Pleuronectiformes, Pleuronectidae. The record is from RefSeq and is a predicted model, not a curated record. The transcript has 3 exons. Gene Ontology annotation, cellular component: membrane. Gene Ontology annotation, molecular function: G protein-coupled peptide receptor activity.